AGAACGUUAUUCGAACCCCCUUAAACGAAUUAAGAAUUUUUGUUAUUCAUCAUCCAUGUUUGGUCACACUCGAACUCUACAAUUACUUCGAGGUGCAAUUUCAAUAUCAACAUUAAACCCAGAAACAAUUUCUCAUCUUUUUCCUAAAACCCUAAACCCUAAUUUCGAAAACCCUAAAUUUCAAUGGCUGAUUCGAAAAUUAAGCACAGCUACAUCAUCGGCAGGAGGAGUAUGGAGAAACCCUAAUAGUAUAUCAAUUUGGAGAAGAAAGAAAGAAAUUGGGAAAGAAGGUUUAAUUGUUGCCAAAGAAUUGAAGCGUCUUCAAUCAAAUCAUAUUCGUCUUCAACGUUUUAUUCAAUCUAAUGUUUCUCGCUUGCUUAAAUCUGACCUUGUUUCUGUUCUUGCUGAAUUUCAGCGUCAAGAUCAAGUCUUUCUCUCCAUGAAAUUGUAUGAUGUGGUGCGUAAAGAGAUAUGGUACCGCCCAGACAUGUUCUUUUACAGGGACAUGCUCAUGAUGCUUGCAAGGAACAAAAAGGUUGAGGAAGCAAAGCGGGUAUGGGAAGACUUAAAGAAGGAAGAAGUCCUAUUUGACCAGCACACUUUCGGUGACAUCAUCAGGGCCUUUUUGGACAAUGAACUGCCGAAUGAGGCGAUGGAAAUAUAUGAUGAAAUGAGGCAGUCCCCUGAUCCUCCUCUUUCACUUCCCUUUCGGGUAAUUCUGAAAGGACUUAUUCCAUAUCCUGAAUUGAGGGAAAAGAUCAAAGAUGAUUUCUUGGAGCUUUUUCCUGGGUUCUCUGUCUAUGAUCCUCCUGAAGACCUCUUUGACGAUCAAGAUUGGAAAACAGAUAGUGAAUAGGAUCGGAAGGUGAGUUAUGCUGUUGCCAACCUUAGACGUUUUGUUUUUUGUCGUCCAUGUUACAACUUUACCUCAUGACAAUGUAACCCUUCUCACUCAUAUAUUCCUUAGAAGUAGUAGGUGGUUUUUAUAUUCUUAAGAACAAAAUGUAAAACAAAAUAUUUGAUUGAUUGAAGCUUCAGUAAAAAUAUGUAUAAUGGUUA
This is a messenger RNA of Beta vulgaris subsp. vulgaris (sugar beet), 1059 nucleotides long. Its product is annotated as pentatricopeptide repeat-containing protein At1g62350. Gene Ontology annotation, molecular function: protein binding. The coding region runs from base 56 to 856 and encodes 266 amino acids. The record is from RefSeq and is a predicted model, not a curated record. The transcript has 2 exons. NCBI's taxonomy places the organism in Eukaryota, Viridiplantae, Streptophyta, Magnoliopsida, Caryophyllales, Amaranthaceae.